This is a messenger RNA of Protopolystoma xenopodis, 254 nucleotides long. The record is from the annotation of a GenBank genome assembly. Lineage: Eukaryota; Metazoa; Platyhelminthes; Monogenea; Polystomatidea; Polystomatidae.
CUGUCUCACAGGAUAUGGAUUUUGUUUCAAAUUUCCAGUUGGUCAUUUUCACUCCAAAAUCUCUACUUCGCCUACCCGAGGCCAAAUCCUCAUUUGAUGAUAUGCUUCCCGGUUCUGAAUUCAAACGCGUUAUCCCGGAUACCGGACCGGCAUCCCAGAAUCCAGAAAAUGUGGCUAAACUAGCGUUAUGUUCAGGGAAGAGACAGAUUACAAUUUGUUUGGAUUUUUGGGUUCCAAACGUGCUUAUUAUGUAG